CAACUGUAUGUCUUCGUUUUACAGUAGCAACAAAGAAGAACCUUCUUCCAUUAUUAUCAGUAUAUCAGAGGGGAGAGAAAGAGUGAGAGAAGAGUGUGUGUGUGAGAGAGAGUCUGGUGAUGGAGCUGAUUAGGCUUCUAUAUACAGCUAAGACUGAUUUUCCAGCAAUUUCGAGUUUCUAAGUAUCCAUCUCCUUUUUCUUUUCUUUUUUUUUUUACCAAUUUCCUGUUUUUCUAUCAGACCUCUUAUCCGCUGAAGAUUCUUUCAAAUAGCAGUGAGAAAAGAGAAUACGUGAAGAGAUCAUUAUGUACAGACAAUCACCCAGCAGGAACCAAAGAUCAAAAGGGAUUAAGGUUAAGUAUGUCCUGCAAGUUUGUUUGCUGCUGGCUGCAUGCUUUUGGUUGCUAUACCAAGUUAAACAUUCCCAUGACAAGAAGACAGGAUUUGAUGAAACUGAUGCCAAAAGCUCACUUCAAAAAACUAGUAGUGAUGAACUUAUAAGACUUGGAAGGAAAGAUAUCCGUCUUCGAGUUGACAAAAUGGACUCUGAGAAUGAGAUUCAUGAUGAAACAUCAGAAGAAGAGGAAACUACUGAAGAAGGAGAGGAAGAUAAGCAUGGUGAAGAUGAUUCAGAAGACAAGAAGGUCGAAGAGAGGGAUGACGACGAGGCAGGAGAUAGAGAGGAUGAAAGGGAAGAGCACGAACAAGAGAAACUUGAUACAGAAGUUCAUAAAGAACAAAGUUUGAUUGAUGGUGGGGAGAGAGAAGAUGGGGAGGAUAAUGAAAUUCAAGAAACAGAUUCUGAAAGUCAUGACCAAACGGAGAAGGAAAGUACUUCUGACGAUACUGAUCAUGAUGCAAAAGAUAUGAGUGCUCACGAAGCACGCGAGGAACAUUACAAGGCAGAUGACGCUUCUAGUGCUGUGACACAUGAUACACAAAUGGAGACAGAAAACGAGAAUGAACAUGUUGAGAACUCUAACGAACACCCUGGAAAUAUUUUAGAAGAGGAGACGAAAGAGAAUGAUAGUGAAGAAACUUAUGAAGGUGAGAACAGGAAAGAUUUGGAGGUGAAUGGAAGUGAGGCAGCUGGUGAUGUUCAUCAACCAAAUAUCACAACCACUUCAGUCAAGGAUGACACGUUACAUGACUCUGAGAAUGGUUCUACUCCUAAUAAUGCAACCACAGAAGGAUCCACUGAUCCUUUGAUAAGUAAUAGCACAACUACUGAGGUUACAUUUGAGAGCAAGGUGUUGCCCUCAGAUAAUUCAACAGACAGCAAGCCUGAGUUAGGCACUGAGGGUACUUCUGCUGAAGGAUCUGACAAUAAAACUGUUGAUCCAGAGCAGGGCAGUAAUUCUAUGUUAACUGUGGACAGUACUCAUUCGAACUCUAAUUCAACAAGCUCUGGUGAAACAAAAGACGCAGGAUUACUCCCCGAGGAAUUAUCUGAUAAUAGUACAGACUCUUCUGUAUCAGAAAAUUUAAGAUCAGAGGCUUCGAAUGAAGAAGGGAACAACACUACAGAGUCCUCCUCAGAAAAGAACAAUGAAUUCGAUGCUGAGAAAUCAGAUACAAGUGAUGGUAGAGAUGAAAGCUUGGAUUCUACAUCGGCUGAUAAUGCUGAAGAAGAAGUUCAAGCGGAUGCUAUUGAUAUAUCUGAUACUUCCAAUUCCAUGGAGGAGAAAGAUGUACGGGUGGAUCUUGACACUCUCCCUGACAUACAAACAGAGGGAAGUAGUAGCGAAGAUGUUGCUGCAGAGUGAAUAUAGAGGUAGCAGGGUACUGUUAAUCACAUCAAUUUCCUCGAAUUUAAGUUUCACCCCAUGUAUUCUUCCUUAAAUAUCAGGGUCCUUAUAGUAUAUUUUUGGUCCUUUUUCUUGUGUGUGAAAAUGUUAAGCUUUUGCUUUCGACUUUGCAUGUAGAACUUAGGCAAGGUGAUGGCGACCGGAUUCUGGCUCAUAAUGUAUCAGCCAACUCAUGUUGUUUUUGCUUAAGUUACUAAGUUUGCAACCAUGUUCUUUAA
Molecule: messenger RNA, 2026 nt
Organism: Salvia splendens (bonfire salvia)
Lineage: Eukaryota; Viridiplantae; Streptophyta; Magnoliopsida; Lamiales; Lamiaceae
Product: dentin sialophosphoprotein
Exons: 2
Coding region: 306-1766 (486 amino acids)
Source: RefSeq, a predicted model, not a curated record